AUGGCAACCUGUCGAACUGCCUUUCGCUCCCUCUCGAGGGCUUCGCAGUUCAUCACUGCGAGGCGACCCUGGACCUGCUCAGCAUGCAGGAAUGGUGUUCCUCGGCGCUUCCAGCGCGGAGUUGCGACAACUCCGGAGGUUCCCAAGAAGCCCUACUAUGUGACGACGCCGAUUUUCUACGUCAAUGCCGCCCCCCAUGUCGGCCAUUUCUACACCAUGAUCAUUGCCGAUAUCCUCAAACGAUGGCAGGUUCUACUCGGCAACGAUGCUCGAUUGUUGACCGGCACCGACGAGCACGGGAUGAAGAUUCAGCAGGCUUCUGUGGCAGCCGGGAUGGAUACACAAGCCUUCUGCGACAUGAACUGUAGGACAUUUGAGUCGCUAGCCAAGGCUGCGAACCUCAGUAACGAUCACUUCAUUCGUACCACCGAUUCCGCCCACCGCGACGCCGUUCAAUACUUCUGGGAAAUGUUGAAUCACCGUGGUCACAUCUACACCUCCAAGCACGAGGGAUGGUAUUCUGUCAGUGACGAGACAUUCUAUCCGCAAACACAAGUACAAAACUCUUUGGAUCCAACAACGGGCAGGAAGCGCAUGGUCUCGAUUGAAACAGGAAAAGAGGUCGAAUGGUCAUCAGAAAUCAACUACCACUUCCGUCUUUCUGCUUUCCAAGAUCGACUGCUGGAGUUGUAUAACCGACCGGAUUCGUUUAUCACACCAUCCAAAUAUGCAACCGCCGUCAUCCAGUCGGUUUCUUCCGGGUUGACAGACCUGUCGAUUUCGCGACCAGCUGAGCGACUGACAUGGGGUAUUCCGGUUCCCGGCGACGACACACAAACCAUCUAUGUUUGGCUGGAUGCACUCGUCAAUUACCUGACAUAUGCAGGAUACCCUUUCCCUCCUGGGCAGGAAAAAUCAUCUAUCUGGCCUGCCAACGUUCACGUUGUCGGGAAGGACAUCGUUCGCUUCCAUUGCAUCUAUUGGCCAGCCUUCCUCAUGGCUCUAGACCUUCCUCUCCCUCGGAACGUUUUGGUGCAUGGGCAUUGGACAAUGAAUCGUGAGAAGAUGUCCAAGUCUACCGGCAAUGUGGUCAACCCAUUUUUCGCCAUCGAUCGAUUUGGCGUGGAUGGAAUGCGAUUCUUCCUCGCUUAUCAAGGAGGUCUGUCUGAUGACGCCGACUAUGACAAUUCCUUCAUAAUCCGGGAUUAUAAGAAAUGGCUUCAGGGCGGUAUUGGCAACCUUGCCUAUCGCACCAUUGGGUGUGCAAAGGGAAAGUUGCGCUCGUAUAUCCAGGAUGCCACGUCUGAUAAGCUCCCGGCGGCCUCCAUUGCCGAUGAGGAACACCAGGCCAUGCUGAUUGCUACACCGCUGAAAGUUGCCGAGCAUAUGACCGGACUCAAUCCGCGUGCCGCGCUGCAGGAAAUUAUGAGCAUAAUCGAGAAGUCUAACAAAUACUUCCAUGCGGCGGAGCCGUGGAAAAGCGCCAACCCCCAAUGGGUCCUUUACAACGUGGCUGAAUCGCUUCGCAUCUCUGCCAUUCUGCUUCAGCCGUUCAUGCCCGACAAGUCACAAGAGCUUCUCGACCUUCUGCGCGUAGAUCCAUCCAAACGGGCAUUUUCGGCCACCGUCUAUGGUUCAGACCCGGAUUACGGUGAAGGCAUCAAGAAAGGCAUGCUUUUCCCUCCUUUGCUCACUGAGGAGUAA
Penicillium subrubescens is the source of this 1704-nucleotide messenger RNA. Its product is annotated as methionine--tRNA ligase MSM1. Gene Ontology annotation, molecular function: methionine-tRNA ligase activity; ATP binding. The transcript is spliced from 8 exons. The coding region runs from base 1 to 1704 and encodes 567 amino acids. The record is from RefSeq and is a predicted model, not a curated record. Gene Ontology annotation, biological process: methionyl-tRNA aminoacylation. Lineage: Eukaryota; Fungi; Ascomycota; Eurotiomycetes; Eurotiales; Aspergillaceae.